AUGGUCACUGCAGUGCUCUUUGUCAACAAUGCCACCCCUUCUACUAUCACGGCGUUUCAUGAUCUCAUCUCCAAUGAGUUACCAACGAUAGAAGGAAAGUGGUCCUUUCAACUCAAAAUAUUCUUGAACAACAAAUACUCCAAACCAACCUCCGUGGCUUCCUCUCAAGUUCCAAGCAGAUAUCUUUAUACUUUGCAAUUGUCCUAUCUGCCAGGAAAAGCCAUUUCAAUCAUCAAUAAUACCAAAGCGCUAGUGACAACUACUCAGCUGAAAAAUGAGGAAAAAGCAACUAAUUAUGACCUUGAAGACACUACAGAAGUGGACUCCGUAGAAAACGAUAGGCUAAGAAAUCAAUUCGAAUGUGGAGCAGCUACCGAUGCUACAAGUGAUCCUUGGAACGUCUUCAUUUCGACAAAGUUACAAAGUUUAUGGAAUCUCAAGCAGACAAUCAAGGGAGAGGGAGGAAAUUCAUAUGUCGUGUCAUUGGGUAAUAUUACAGAGUCGAAACAUGAAGUGUUCCGUGUGAGGACUACAAACUGCUUUUUGCAUGGGGUUUUUAAGGGAUUUCUUAUCGAGAUAGAAUCUUUGGAUAGUCUAGAAGGCGAUCAGGACAAUGAGGAAAAGGAAAAAAUUGCCAAAAUGGAUGACAAACAAAGGCUGAUUUAUGAAUUCAGUGUGAAAAUCAAUAAGAUCAAAAGACUCAUUGAGGUGUGUGAUUUUCCCCAGGGGAAAUUGUGCUUUAAUGUAUUGAGUGAUAGUAAGUUGGAUCAUUAUAGUGACCUAUGCCAACAGUAUUCAGAUGCUCUUCAGUUUUGA
This is a messenger RNA of Komagataella phaffii GS115, 816 nucleotides long. RefSeq names its product Subunit of the RNA polymerase II mediator complex. The transcript is spliced from 2 exons. Gene Ontology annotation, cellular component: mediator complex. Gene Ontology annotation, biological process: regulation of transcription by RNA polymerase II. Gene Ontology annotation, molecular function: transcription coregulator activity. Lineage: Eukaryota; Fungi; Ascomycota; Pichiomycetes; Pichiales; Pichiaceae. The record is from RefSeq and is a predicted model, not a curated record. Bases 1 to 816 code for a protein of 271 amino acids.